Molecule: messenger RNA, 1722 nt
Organism: Olea europaea var. sylvestris
Lineage: Eukaryota; Viridiplantae; Streptophyta; Magnoliopsida; Lamiales; Oleaceae
Product: trihelix transcription factor ASIL2-like
Exons: 2
Coding region: 390-1301 (303 amino acids)
Cellular component (GO): nucleus
Molecular function (GO): transcription cis-regulatory region binding
Source: RefSeq, a predicted model, not a curated record
UUCUCUCUCUAGCCUAUGUCGGCCCAGUUCCGUUCCGUCCAGCCGAAGCCCACUAAUUCAUCAAAUCAACUCAAAUCAGCGGCUUGAAAGAAUAAGACGAUUCGUAAUCGUGAUAUAACGGAGUUACCAAUAAAAGACCGCAAUCGCGUGAGCUUCGUUUCCACGCGCCCCGGCGGUACCCUCUCCCAGUCAGCCUUCUAACCCUUCUUUCCCAACAUGUUUACCUCACGUGCCAUAUCGCCAUCCGGCGUCCCCUUCGCCGCACUUACUUUUUCUCACCCACUCGCCAAAAUUAUUAAUCCUCUGUCUUCUCUCUUCUCAGCCAAAUUUUUACCCUCAGAUCUCCGCCGAAAUUACCACUAUCACCACUCAUCACCGAUCCUAGAUCCAUGGGCGAUUUAACGGAGUCAUCGACGCCGGCACGUCAGUUACCGUUCCGAGAGGAUUGUUGGACGGAGGAAGCCACUUCGACGUUGGUUGACGCUUGGGGCCGCCGUUACUUGGAGCUGAACCGUGGGAAUCUCCGUCAGAAGGACUGGCAGGAGGUGGCUGAUGCCGUUAACGCCCGCCACGGUCAUACCAAGAAGACGCACCGUACCGAUGUUCAGUGCAAGAAUCGAAUCGAUACCCUCAAGAAGAAGUUAAAAAUUGAAAAGGCCAAGAUUGCUGAGUCUAAUGGAACCCUAACCUCGUCGUGGCCUUUCUUUUCUCGUCUUGAUGUUUUGAUCGGUUCUAAUUUUAACAAACAGCAGCAGAAAUUCAUGCCGUCGCCGAUCCCGUUGGUAUCUCAAUCGACGUCGACUUUGUCUCUGCCAUCGCCUCCGAUGGCUGUUCCGUUACCUUUCCGUAAGUUUCCGUCUGCGAUGUUACCUACGGCUGUUUUGCCGCAGAAGCGUCCGUAUUCGUCUCCGUCACCGCCACCACCAACUGUGGAUGAGUCGUAUUUCAGGAGGAAUUAUUCUGCCAUGGCUGCUGCUGCAGCUGCGGCCGAGGAUGCACCUGAUGCAGAGGAUGAGGGGGACUCGGGUGGGGAGGAAAUUGAAGUGAGCGAUGAGAGGGGUGCGGAGGAGGAGGGGGGAGAUGAGGGGAUGAGGAGAUUGGCAAAGGCAAUAGAGAGGUUUGGAGGGAUAUAUGAGAGGGUGGAAAGCAUGAAGCAGAGGCAGAUGGUGGAGCUGGAGAAACAGAGGAUGCAAUUUGCCAAGGAUUUAGAGGUUCAGAGGAUGCAGUUAUUUAUGGAUACUCAGGUCCAGCUCGAGAAGAUCAAGCAGGCUAAACGAUCUGGAUCUUCUGAUGUUUCUUGAAGGUGUUACUAUCAUAUGAUGCAGAUAUUUAUAGUUAGCAAUGAGGAAAAGAGCUUGAUGGGUAUUGCUGUGUGGAAGUUGGAGCACAAGUAACUUUUGAGUCCUUGACUUGCACGGUUAUAUCAAUAUUCCUAGAAAAACAUUGGUCUCGGCAAAUUUGUCGGCAGAGAAGAAUUUUUCCUCUCCUAGUGAAUAGAUUAUCUGCUGUAUUUUGUGUCUGAGUUUUAUUCGUAACUUAAUUAUGCAGUUAAUGUAGUAGGUUCUAUUUCUUGAUGUCUCUGGUUAUGUUGGCCUGCUGAAACCUAUAAAUUUUAAGGCCUUGUUCUAGUCGAAAAUGUUGAUUUUAUAUUUCCCUGGAAACUUGAAAUUUUGAACAUUUACAUGAAUAUUUCUAAAUAUGCAUAGUUUAUGAUUUGCCUAA